GGCAUCUUUCCAGUCUUCUCACCACUCAUCUAUCCAGCACCAUGGCCACAAUUCCAGCCCGUCUGGCAAAGGCCACAAAGUCCAUUCACUCUUGGGAAGAGGCUCGAAGCGCCUCUCUUGCUGCCUACCGCACAUGGUACAGAUCCGCCCCUGAGAUUGUGCAGCUCUAUGGACUGCAUGUAUCCCCCACCCUCGUCCGAAUGAAGAUCAGACAAGAUUUCGAGAGAAACAGGGAAACCAUCACCGACCUCUCUGUGAUGAACAUUAUGCUGCUCAAGAACCACCAGGAGUUCCAGGAGACCAUGAACUUGUGGAAGCAGGAAGUGAGUUGGAAUGAGUGGAUUGGUUGGGUCUGAGAUUGCUCAGUGCCGAAGGUGUCCGACCCCAGCUGUAUGGCGUGGGCGACCUUGGAGAACCCCGACGAUCUCUACCCGUGAACCGGAAAUGUUCCAAGAAGAAGAUGCUAAUCAGUCUCCCCUCUAGCCCCAUAUCAUGCACUGGUUCAAGUCGAUCGAAGACCCUCCCAAACCCAAGACCUUCCUCGACAAAUUCUACGCUGGGCGAGACGACCCAUCACAACUCGAGCCUACGUACUAGAUGGGGGAUCGUGGGGUUGCGGCUGUUAAGAGAGGAUGCCGAGGGAUGGGGCGAGAGUGCGACGGGCGCAUGCAUAGGACUUUCUGAUAUCUGAAGGGUUCCAGAAACGUCGAGUGACAGA
Molecule: messenger RNA, 718 nt
Organism: Cryptococcus amylolentus CBS 6039
Lineage: Eukaryota; Fungi; Basidiomycota; Tremellomycetes; Tremellales; Cryptococcaceae
Exons: 2
Coding region: 42-356 (104 amino acids)
Biological process (GO): response to oxidative stress
Source: RefSeq, a predicted model, not a curated record